Molecule: messenger RNA, 2193 nt
Organism: Bicyclus anynana (squinting bush brown)
Lineage: Eukaryota; Metazoa; Arthropoda; Insecta; Lepidoptera; Nymphalidae
Product: facilitated trehalose transporter Tret1-like
Exons: 10
Coding region: 139-1584 (481 amino acids)
Biological process (GO): transmembrane transport
Cellular component (GO): membrane
Molecular function (GO): transmembrane transporter activity
Source: RefSeq, a predicted model, not a curated record
UAAAUUUGAUAACGCUUUCCUGAUUUGACUCCCGCGUUUAUAACAUUUAGUUUUCUUUUUACAUAACAUAUUAUUUUUUAUACUGCAACAUUCCCACUAUUUAAAAUAGGACGAAUCAACUUUUAUGAUUAGAAAAAUAUGAAGCCAUUAUCUAUAAUUUCCGAAGGGAGCCAAGUGAAUCAGAUAUUAUGUGCGGUUUUGAUUUCUAUGCCAAUGUUCGCCUACGGAAAUUGUAUAGGAUGGAUGUCCCCGAUGACUAUCCUAUUGCAGUCGAAAAACUCUCCUACGAGCAUUCCUCUUACGGAUGUUGAGAUAUCAUGGAUGGCUUCGCUGCCAUAUCUAAUAUGUGUGCCGGCGACAUACCUCGUAGCAACACUGGGGGAUAGGUUCGGACGGAAGUUUGCUCUGCUCUUCAUGUCGGCUGUCAGUGCUACAAUCUGGAUACUGAAACUUUCAUCUAUGAACAUUUGGGUGUUCAUCGUCGCUCGUAUUUUAGCCGGCGUAGUGAUGGCAGGCAGCUGCGUUACUUAUCCGACAUACAUCAAAGAGAUUUGCGAAGAUAAUAUCAGAGGCGCUUUAGGAUGUUGGGGAGCUCUGUUUUUCACCACCGGGAGUCUGUUCGCGUAUAUAGUUGGAGAUAUAUUGAGUUACCAAACUAUUCUCAUGGUGUUCUUGGCUAUACCAAUUAUAAACAUUCUAGUAUUCCUUAUGAUGCCUGAAUCACCUUCAUACCUUAUCAAGUAUGGAAAAGAGGAGGAAGCAGUGAAGGCUUUAGUUUGGCUUCGUUGUAGAAGGCAAUAUGAUCUGACUAUACAACGAGAAAUUGACUUUAUGAAAAGAGAACAAAGGAAUGACGAACUGAAAGGGAAAAAUUUAAUGAAAACUAUUUUGACAGAUAAGAUCCUCUUUCGGGCUUUCCAAAUAGCUCUUGUAGCAGCUUUGGCCCGGGAAUUAUGUGGUGCAGUGCCAGUAUUGAACUUCGCUGCGGAUAUAUUCCGGCUCGCGUCAGGGGUCACAGGUUUGGUGCUCAGUCCCAACCAGCAGGCCAUGGUGCUCGGGUCCGUACAGUUGUGUGGGGCGAUCAUGGCAUCGGGUAUCGUCGAGAGAUGUGGUAGACGGCCACUUCUGAUUUUAACGUGCGUAGCUUCUGGCCUCAGUAUGUGCAUAUUGGCGACUUGGUUCCUACUCUACGAGUUUAAUGUCAGUCCUCCCGGGUGGGUGCCAGUGGUCACGUUGUGCGUUUGCAUCUUCUGUGAUGCUUCAGGACUGAUGCCCAUUUCCAUUGUCAUCACUGGCGAAACGUUCUCUUAUAAGUACCGAGGAACGGUGUUGGCUACAACGAUGGCAAUAUCUUCAUUCGCGGAUUUCUUUCAACUGCUGUUUUUCAAGCCAUUAGCAAAAUCUAUUGGAGUAUACGUGGCGUUUUACUUUUUCGGAGCGAUGUGCUUAGCGACGUCUUUGUACGUUUUAUUGAUUGUACCAGAGACCAAAAACAGGAAGCUAGAGGAAAUUUAUGACGACCUGCAGAGUAAAAAGGGGAAGAGGAAAAUCGAGAAACACACAUCUACGACUAAUGUACCCUGAUUUGUAAUUUAAGUGUACCUCUGUAAAAUAUAUUUAGUUUGAUGUAAAAUAAUGAUGAAGAUGUCAAUGGACCUAUUUGUUAUAUUACGUUUUAUAUAAGAUUCAUAUAUUUGUAAAUUCUUAGGUAAUCUGAACCUAAAUCAAGAUAGUCCACAGUGGACAGGACUUAAGCAAAAUCAGAAAAAAACUGCACAAUUCAACCAUGCAUUGAGAAUUAAACAGAAUUCCCAAAGUUUUAUAAAGACAUCGUGUUAUUAAGGGGUUUUAAUUCGUGAUAUUACUAAAAUAAUCUGGUGGACUUCUGUUUAAAAUCAUUAUGUAAUAAGUUUGAAGUAAAUAUAAAAUGUAUAGUUUAUUUUAAUUAUAACAUUAACAAUUCAUAUGACUGAAUAUUUAAAUUAUUUUAAAUUUAUUACUUAUUUGGUUUUUUUAAUUAAAAAUGAUGGUCUCGUAAUUUACGUUAAUUUGACUAGUAGAAUAAUUAAGCAAUAAUAAAGUGAAAUUUAUCUAUUAUGGCAAAAAAGUCCUAAAUUUAUUUUUAUCGACUUGUUACUAUUACCUUUCGACGUAGAUUCUAAUCUCAAAUCAUAAUCAUGUAGGAACCUCUUU